Molecule: messenger RNA, 1152 nt
Organism: Lolium perenne
Lineage: Eukaryota; Viridiplantae; Streptophyta; Magnoliopsida; Poales; Poaceae
Product: putative serpin-Z8
Molecular function (GO): serine-type endopeptidase inhibitor activity
Source: RefSeq, a predicted model, not a curated record
AUGGCGGAUCUCGCCGCCCGCCUCACCAAGCUACUAGCGGACAAAAACAGCAAAAGCAAUCUUGUCUUCUCGCCGCUCUCCAUCUAUGCUGUCCUUGCGCUCCUUGCGGCCGGCGCCGGCGGGACCACCCUGGAGGAGGUCCUCCGCGUCUUAGGCGCGCGGUCGCGCCGCGAGCUAGAGGAUUCCGUGGCACGUCUCCGGGACGGCCCGCUCAGGGACACAUCGGCGUUCGACGGGCCAAGAGUGGCGUUUGCGUACGGCGCGUGGAGCGACCUGACGCGGCCGAUGAAGCCGGCCUACCGCGACGCCGUCAUCGGCACGUACAAAGCCGAGGCCAGCGUCGUGGACUUCCUGAACAACCCAGAGCAAGCAGCGGGGCAGAUCAACGCGUGGGCUGCGGAGGCCACGAGGAAUCUCAUCAUGUCCGCCGUUUUUCCAGGAUCUCUGCACCCGGACACCAAGCUCGUGCUCGCCAACGCCAUCUACUUCAAGGGAAACUGGAAAGUACCGUUCUACGAGAGCCACACCGAGAACAGGCCCUUCCACCGGCUCGACGGUACUGCCAUCGACGUCCCGUUCAUGACCAGCUACUCCGACAGCCACUACAUCGCGGAGCAUGAAGGAUUCAAGGUGCUCAAACUAUGCUACAAGAACUCGCCCUACACCAACACCGUGUACCACCACUGCAUGUGCAUCUUCCUCCCGGACGCUCGGGAUGGCCUGGGGAGCCUACUGGACAAGGUAACCUCGUCCCCAGGUUUCCUACGCGAGCAUCUGCCAGAGAGCAGGGUCAAGGUCGGCAACUUGAGGGUGCCCAAGUUCGAGCUCUCCUUCCAGAGCAGCGUCACCGAUGUCCUCAAAGAUCUGGGGCUGCGUCUACCUUUCACUCCAGAGGCUGACCUCUCUGAGAUGCUUGAGGACGAUAGCACCAGUUUGCCGCUCCACGUGCAGGACGUCUUCCAGAAUGCUGUCGUCGAGGUCAACGAGGAAGGAACAGACACUGCGUCACAUACCCAGAUUGCCGGCACAAAAAAGUGCCGGCAAAGGCACCAAAAGUGCCGGCAAAGAUUUUUCAAGGCACACAAAAAAAAGUGCUGCGUUUAUUCUAGUCGAGGUAGGUCUUUGCCGGCAUUUUUAGAAAAGUGCCGUUAA